Salvia hispanica is the source of this 1698-nucleotide messenger RNA. Its product is annotated as ATP citrate lyase (ACL) family protein. Gene Ontology annotation, molecular function: metal ion binding; ATP binding; succinate-CoA ligase (ADP-forming) activity. Gene Ontology annotation, cellular component: succinate-CoA ligase complex; mitochondrion. The record is from RefSeq and is a predicted model, not a curated record. NCBI's taxonomy places the organism in Eukaryota, Viridiplantae, Streptophyta, Magnoliopsida, Lamiales, Lamiaceae. Gene Ontology annotation, biological process: tricarboxylic acid cycle; succinyl-CoA metabolic process.
AUGCUAUAGAAUUAUUAGGGUCAGCUCUUGCUUCCUUGACGCGCCUCCGCUUACUGGUAGACGGUAGUAGUAUUAUUCUUCUGUAAAUCUCUGAUCCCAUUUCCAUCUUCAAACAACUUGCGAGAAAUGGUGCGACGAUUGCUCGGAAAUCUCGCUACUCGAUCUCUCUCCGUCGCCGGAAAAUGGCAGCAGCAGCAGCUCCGCCGUCUCAACAUACACGAGUAUCAGGGAGCUGAUUUGAUGAGCAAGCAUGGAAUCAAUGUUCCCAGAGGUGUCGCAGUGGGAUCACUUGAUGAGGUCAAGAAGGCAUUACGGGAUGUAUUCCCCAACCAGAGUGAGGUGGUGGUGAAGUCACAAAUCCUUGCUGGUGGGCGAGGGCUUGGAACAUUUAAGAGUGGUCUAAAGGGUGGUGUUCACAUUGUGGAAGCUGACAAGGUUGCAAGCAUUGCUGAGCAAAUGCUUGGACAAAUACUUGUCACUAAGCAAACUGGAGCUCAAGGAAAAGUUGUCAGCAAGGUUUAUUUGUGCGAGAAACUGUCACUUGUCAAUGAGAUGUACUUUGCCAUUACUCUUGAUCGUAAAUCCGCUGGCCCUCUUAUCAUUUCUUGUAAAAAAGGAGGAACCAGUAUUGAAGAUCUUGCGGAGAAGCAUCCAGAAUUGAUUGUAAAGGUUCCUAUUGAUGUUUUUACCGGAAUUACAGACGAGGAUGCUGCCAAGGUAGUUGAUGGGUUAUCUCCAACAGUGGCUGAUAGAAAUGCUUCGAUUGAACAAGUGAAAAAGUUAUAUGAACUUUUUUGCAAAUGUGACUGCACAUUGCUGGAGAUCAAUCCUAUUGCUGAGACUUCUGAUAAGCAGUUGGUUGCUGCUGAUGCCAAACUCAACUUUGAUGAUAAUGCUGCAUUCCGCCAGAAAGAAAUUUUUACUCUGCGGGAUCCGACGCAAGAGGAUCCGCGUGAGGUUGCUGCAGCAAAGGCUGAUCUAAAUUACAUUGGUUUAGAUGGAGAAAUUGGUUGCAUGGUCAAUGGUGCUGGACUUGCCAUGGCUACAAUGGAUAUCAUUAAGUUGCAUGGAGGAACUCCAGCUAAUUUUCUUGAUGUUGGUGGAAAUGCUUCUGAAAGCCAGGUUGUGGAGGCAUUCAAAAUUUUGACUUCAGAUGAGAAAGUGAAAGCCAUUCUUGUGAAUAUUUUUGGAGGAAUUAUGAAGUGCGAUGUGAUAGCUAGCGGAAUUGUGAAUGCUGCUAAACAGGUUCAACUGAAAGUACCUGUAGUAGUCCGUCUUGAAGGCACCAAUGUCGACCAGGGACGAAGAAUUCUGAAGGAAAGUGGUAUGACAUUGAUUACUGCAGAAGAUUUGGACGAUGCGGCUGAGAAAGCAGUUAAAGCCCUCAGCUAGGCUAAAUUCCUGCCAUUUAUCUUUGGCCUUUAUUGCUUUACAGGCUGGUAAAUGUUUUUUUCCCUAGAUAUUUUGGGUUUAAGUUUCAUAGUUUUCAUUGUCUCCUGAGUUGCGGGAAAGGAGCUUCUCAGCAUAAAGAGAGACUGUUGAUCUCCAUUAGAUGUGUGGGGGAAAACUGACUAUUGAUAUUUAUUUCUUACGAAACAAAUAGCCAUAUUUUGGUUUCAGAGAAUGAGAUUUAACUGAGGAAUUUACAUUUCCUUUUUCAAAUUGAUUAACAGGAUGAAUGGAUUGGUCUGACUGGUA